Messenger RNA from Ostreococcus lucimarinus CCE9901, 1064 nucleotides. RefSeq lists its product with no specific name. Lineage: Eukaryota; Viridiplantae; Chlorophyta; Mamiellophyceae; Mamiellales; Bathycoccaceae. The transcript has 2 exons. Gene Ontology annotation, cellular component: chloroplast outer membrane. The coding region runs from base 6 to 1064 and encodes 352 amino acids. The record is from RefSeq and is a predicted model, not a curated record. Gene Ontology annotation, biological process: protein targeting to chloroplast. Gene Ontology annotation, molecular function: protein binding; chloroplast targeting sequence receptor activity.
UCGCGAUGGCUGGCGAUUUACCUCCAGGAUUCGGACUGCCCCCGGGCAUGGCGAUGCCGACGGGCGGCGGCGGGUCGCCGUUCGAUAUGGCGAAACUCCGUGAAAUGCUCGAUGAUCCCGCGAUUAAGGAGAUGGCGGAACAGAUCAGUAGUGAUCCCAACUUCAAGGUGAUGGCGGAACAAAUGCAGGCGAACAUGGCGAACAUGCAAGCGCAAAUGGGAGCACUGCCGCCGGGGAUGGGCAUGCCGGCGGGCGGCAUGACGGGUAUGAUGCCGGGGAUGCCGGGGAUGGGCGGCAUGCCGGGGAUGGAUCAACCGGCCGCGAUGGAAGCUAUGCAAGGUGUCAUGCAGAACCCCGCUUUCAUGCAAAUGGCGCAGAAGCUCGGGGAGCAAAUGAUGGAGAACCCCGAGAUGAAGGCUAUGAUGAACACGAUGAACGACCCGGAAACGGCGGAAAAGAUGAAGGCGAAGAUGGAAGAAUUGAAGAACGACCCGGAAAUGAGUGAGAUUAUGAAAGAGAUCGAGACCGGUGGUCCGCAAGCGAUGAUGAAGUACUGGAACGACCCCAAGGUGUUGAAGAAGAUAAACGCCGCCAUGGGCGACGUUGCGCCGAUGUUUGGCGGCGGCGUGCCCGCCGAAGAGGCAGACGAAGAGGAAGACGAAGAAGACGAGGAAGAGGAAGGCGAAGAGGAAGAAUCCGUUCUCACGGCCGCUUCCGAGGGUGACCACGAGGCGUUGCAGGCGUUUUUGAAGGAGGGACAGGACGUCAACAUGAAGGAUUCAGAAGGACGCACCGCGUUGCACUUUGCCUGCGGUUACGGCGAGAUGAAGUGCGCCGAAAUCCUCGUCAAGGAAGGUUCGGACGUGAACGCGACUGAUAAGAACAAGAAUACUCCGUUGCACUACGCUGCGGGUUACGGUCGCGUUGAUCUCGUGGAGCUUUUGGUCGAAGGCGGCGCCUCGGUCACUUUGGUAAACAACGACGGCAAGUCUCCGUUGGAUGUCGCCAAGUUGAACGACCAAGACGACGUCGUCAAGGCGCUCGAGAAAGACGUUUUUCUUUAA